This is a messenger RNA of Lucilia cuprina (Australian sheep blowfly), 430 nucleotides long. RefSeq lists its product as uncharacterized. The record is from RefSeq and is a predicted model, not a curated record. Lineage: Eukaryota; Metazoa; Arthropoda; Insecta; Diptera; Calliphoridae. Gene Ontology annotation, molecular function: chitin binding. Bases 98 to 373 code for a protein of 91 amino acids. The transcript is spliced from 2 exons.
AUGAUAAAUUUUGAUAUAAAUAUCAGACAACUUGAGAAAAUAUCAACAAAUAUCUUAGUUCCCUUGACUACUACAGAGGCCAAACAAAAAAAUAAAAAUGAAAUCUGUUAUCUUUUUCGCCAUUUUGGCUUUUGCCUUUGCCUGCGUUUUGGCCUGUGAUCCCGAUGGCAAUAAUCAACCUGAAUGUACUGCCAAAAAUGUAAAUGUACCCGUUCGUAACUUCUGGGAUCCCACACACUAUUGGUUGUGUAAAUCUGCUGGUGCCACUGCUGAAUCCGUACGUUGUCCCGAUGCUGAGGGUUUCGAUUCUGCUAAGGGUGCUUGCGUUCCCUUCGAUCAAUGGCAAUGGACUGAACCCUGCCCUUCUGCUUAAAAAUAAUGAAAAUUUGUUAAAGUUCAUAAAUAAAUGGCAAAACGUUUGUAAAUCUAA